Messenger RNA from Hansenula anomala, 4017 nucleotides. It is a transcript of the gene MSB1, whose product is annotated as Msb1p. NCBI's taxonomy places the organism in Eukaryota, Fungi, Ascomycota, Saccharomycetes, Phaffomycetales, Wickerhamomycetaceae. Bases 1 to 4017 code for a protein of 1338 amino acids. The transcript has a single exon. Gene Ontology annotation, cellular component: cellular bud tip; cellular bud neck. The record is from RefSeq and is a predicted model, not a curated record.
AUGACUGCUACAAUAUCACAUUCAGCUCAGUUUGAAGCUAAUGGAAAGAAACAGAGUAAUAGCCCAACUAAGGUGCCCAACAAGUACUUGGUAAAUAAACCUUUACCAAUACCGUCAUCGUCAAAUCAAGGUGCCGAUGGUGACACAUUUGUUCAUGAAUUCAACAGAAAUGAUGUUAGAGAAUUGAUCCAUACAAUAACACAGGAGCUUAAAAUUAAAGGUAAUAAGACACCAUUGGUUAUAUUGGCUUUCAGGCCAAAAGUUGAUGAUUCAAAACUUUCGUUUUUCUUGACUCAGGUGUUUCCUAAUGGAACAAAACCUGCACCUAUAAACGUUAUUGAGAGAGCAGUGAAAAACACAGACGAGUUUACUUUGAUGGCUGCUUUAAAGUAUCUAUGGACAAGACUACCCAUGAACUCAAUUAUUGGCUGGGAUGCCUAUGAGACUUUCAAGAAAUUGGAAGCUAAAUCUGAUUACCCCAAAAAGGCUUUUUUGGAAUUUAUGCCUCAAUGUUUAACAUCACCAGCUCAUGCAUCCAUUGUUUAUGAUUUUUUGGACCUUCUUGUAUCUUUAUCAGCUAACGCUAAGGAGAAUCAACUAAGUGGAAGAAAAAUUUCCAAAAUGGCUGGUAUUUGGGCGUUUCAUGGUCCUCCAAAUUCUGCAAAUUUAACCAAAUCAAGAUUGGACCCAACUGAAAAUUCGUUUAGAGAAGGGUUGAGGGAUUGGCUGCCUGCUGCUGAUGCAAUGUUUCAUAUGCUUCUUUCAUUUUUGAGAUCCAUGUUGCCUGAUGAUCAUAAUACCAAGCUUCAAUUACCAAGAACAUUACAAGCUUUAUUGGCUAGUAAUUCUUACCCUCCACCUGAUUUGACAUAUUCAUCUUCCACAUUGGUGAGCGUUCCACUUGUUACAAUACGCUCAAGCUCACUUUCAAGAUCGCCUAUUGAACUAUUGAACAAAAUACCCAAAGUGUUACGUUUUGAUAAUCCAAAUGAUUUUGAAGCUAAAGAAGAUUACGCACUACUGAAAUCUUUGUGCAAGAAUGAUGCAAAUAUUUUGAACAAACUGUCAAAUGAAUCCAGAAGAAUAAUUGGGUUGUUGUGUAAGAAAGCAGAUGAAAGUAAUCUGAAUGCUGGUUGGCCCGAGUAUAAUCCACCUGCUAACCUUUUGCAGAAACAAACAGAGGUUUUGGUUUCAAGAGUUUCUAUUGAUGAUUACUUUAUCUGGACCUGGAUGUCAAGUAUGUCCUUUGAGGAAACUGCAGCUAAAAAGAAGCUAUUUGGUAGAUCUUUAAUUUCAGAAUUUGUUUUUGAUGGAUUUAAGAAAUGGAUCAUUGUUGAGGAACAAAAUAUUGAAUCAAGUUUCAGAAAUCAUGAACCUCCUUUACCUGAGAAACCAAAGUCUCAGAAACGCAAUGUUUCGGGACCUCAACCUCAUUACACUUCAUUACUAGGUGAUGAACCUUUACCUGCUGCAAAACCUAGAUCAAAGCCAAGAGUUCUACAAGAAUCUCUUGUUCCAAAUGGCAUUCAACCACCUGUCAGAAAGACUUCAAGCUCAUUGUCGCCUAAAUUAGGAUUCUUGAAACCAUUGAAGAAAUUUCACCAUAAUCAAAACGAGGAAAAUGCCAAACCACUACCCCAGCCAGGCCUAAAUCCACAACAUCAUAAACCAUUACCAGAAGAAAGGCUGCAACAUUGGGAAUCGCCUGAGAAAGUUGAAUCUUUGCCUGAAAUUGAAACAAAUCAAUAUAGAUUAAGUAUACCCCUUGAUAGUUUUGGAUUUGAUGAUGAUUAUGAACAACAAAAACCUGCACAGGAUUCAUUUUAUCAUUCUCAACAGCAUCAAAAUUAUCCAUAUGCAACAACAAAUGAAUAUCAUACUACUGCACCACCAAGAAGAAGUGAGCAAUACCAAGAGUCACCAACAUAUUAUGAUCAUGAUAAUAGAUACAAUACAACCAAUCAGUACGAUCCCCAAAGCUACAAUGCUUAUGGUGAAUCUGAAUACAGAAAUUUGAGACCACGGUCACCAAACAGAGAUGUUGCACGGGAAACAAGAAAUGCAAUUGAGACUUUUGAAGCUCCAAGUUCUCCUCAUAAAGAAAACGGUCUUCAAAAUGGAUCAAUAGAGGAUCUCACCAAGAUGGUUAGUCAAUUGGCGUAUCAGGUGAAUCAAGUUGAGUCCAAGAUUGAUGGUGGAGCCUCUAGACAAGGUUCUCCUGUUAGGGAAUUACCAUCCUUGAACAAACAUGAUCAUCAUGCUCAACCAUCAGAUGCCACUGUGUCUAGUUGUGAGUCAUCAUCAACAGUCUCAAAACCAAGGAGAAAACCACCACAGGAGAAUAAUGGCUACAAAGAUAAUGGACCACAGAAUGAUUAUGAUUACAGCCAUCACUACCAACAACAACAACCACCACCUGCUGUCUAUGGAACCCAAACUCCCCAAGUUCCAAUGGGUAAUACAAAUAGGUAUUCAACUGCUGAAUCAUUUUCAAAUAUUUCAAGACGAUCAGAUCACAGUCCAAUAAGGCAACAUCAACCUCCAACACCAUUGAGCAAAAAUGAUCACGAAGGUCGGUUAAGAAGUGCUGUUACAUCUGAUAAUACCGAGCGUGAUAGUUUCUACAGUGCAACCCAGUCAAUUGAUCAUGCUCAAGCUGAUUUGAGAGAAAGUACCCCAACAACAAAUCCAACCUCUGAUGACUAUCAAGACGCUGAAGAUAAAAUCAUAAAUGAUGAAAUAAAGAGGUUUUCAGGAGCUUCACAAAAGAGAUACCCAGAAAGUAUUAUUGAAACUUAUGCCGCACCAUCUGUUCAUCAUGGUACUGAUAGUGAUGGUUCAACAUUUACAAGCCCAACCAAAUCAAACCAAUCACCAUAUCAGAAUAAAAGGUAUAGUAAUCCAAGCUCGAGCCCAAAUAGAUUACCAAAUAUACCUGAGCCGCUAGACACUAGUGACAUUCAUUACAUACCCGAACCAACUGUUGACAGUGGUAUUCCAAUUCCAACACCAUCACCACCAAGAAGUCCUAUCAAAAAUAUUUCACCAGCCAGAGGGUAUGAAAAAGAUCAAAAAGUUGCUGCAGUUCAAUAUAAUGGAUCAAACUCGUCAUUACAAGUUCCAGCAAACAAUUAUGCUCAAAGUGCUGAAUCUUUCAACAAUCAAUUUGAUGCUAGAAGAUAUUCACCAGAUAAUCGUUCUUAUAACAGUCAAAAUAGUGAUGAAAGAAGCUCAAUUCCUUCAAGACAAAGUCGUUCACAACAGGUUCCUGGAGCGAGCACAUCAUCCCAAAGUUUGAAUUCCAAUUCAAAUUACCAACCAAAGGGAUUAGAGUCUCAAAGCUACACUGCACCUCAGCAUUACUCUACACCCCAACGCCAGAAAGCUCCACCUGCAACUUCACCAUAUCGCGUUUCACCACCUGGUCAACAACAAUAUUCAAAUCAAGUUUCUCAUCAACAAAUGUAUAAAUCACCACCACCAAAAGGGCCUGGAAAUUUUGGUACACCAUCCCCUGGACAUGGCUCAAACUUAUCAGUUCCACAAUCAGCACCACCACCAAGACAAAGAUCACCAAGAGGUAUGCCUAUUGGAGCACAAAGACCUCAAUCAGUUUCACCUGCUCGCAGUCAAGGUUUUUCAAGAUCUCAUCAACCACCACCUCAAGGCUAUUAUCCACCACCACCUCAAGGAUAUUACCCACCACCACCUCAAGGCUAUCCUGGAUAUGGUGCUCCUCCACAAGGCUAUCCUCCUCAAGGCUAUUAUCCACCACCACCGCAAGGUUAUUAUCCACCGCCUCCACAAGGUUAUGGUUAUCCUCCAGCUCCAGGUUUCAGCCAUCAACCAUCACCACCACCACCAGCCAAUUCAACCAAUGCUGCAACAAAUGGUGCCAGUGAAUAUGCGAUUGGGCAUUUACCAACAGCAGGUGGUGUAAACAAGUUGCAUAGAGUCAACAAGACUGAUAAGAAGAAUCUACGUAAUGCUUUGACACAAGGUGAUUUUGGUAUUUGA